AUGAAAACACAAGUUCGUGAGCUUUGGCGGUCAACAUUGAAUAACAAUCCGUACAUGCUCUUAUUGAUAUUUUCAAAUCUUGAUGCUCGCACGCUCUUUAAAAGUUGUAGUUUAGUUUGCCGAGAAUGGUAUCAAUUGUUUUUUGAUCCGAGUCUUGAUCAUGAAUCAUUCCGAAAAUCACUUCUCAAAAUUGUUUAUUUAAAUGAUAUGUCUCAAAAGAUGCAAUUAAAACAUCAGUGGAAUCAUUCUUACUCACAGGAAACGUAUUCUCAUUUUGAUGACAUUAAAUCAAUCCUUUUGAAAAACAAUGAACAAUCAUUAACAGCCUUUUCUCAACUGCUCAUCAAAACGGAAAAGAAAAAGAAAAAACCAAGUUCAAGAAAAUAUCUCACAAUCAACUCGGUGUGUGAGCUCAUUCCAAUGAUUCGACAUCCAGAAAGAGCUUUGAAACUUUCAACAGAAAAUUCAGAACUAUUAAGAAAACAUCGAGAAGAUGCAAAGUUACCAUCGUUUCCACUGACUCAUUGGAAAUUUAAAUUGAAAGAAGAUUGCGGUUUUUCCAUUUGUCAUUAUUUAAUGGCUCAUACAUUUUCAGUACUUGAUACGAAACUGUGCUUGGACAUUACUUGUACAUUGACACAGAAGAGUCUUCUUUCUACACCAAUUUCUGUUGCUUCUAGCAAAAGUUCCAUUAUUGUGUUGAAAAUAGAAAUGACCUAUCAUCCACAAUUUCAAAAACAAUACAAGAAAAAGUUCAAUAUUGAUGGAAAGAGAGAAUGUUAUAUUUACUCAGUUUAUCUAUUGUAUCAAUCUGAUAGAAUAUUUUAUUUGAAAAAGUAUUUAAUAUGUGACUAUUUGAGUGGAAAUGUGGAUUAUUUGGAAGAUGUCAGCAAUUUUUUGAAACCCAUGAAAUUGCACAAUCAUAUUUAUGGAGACAAAACUCAAUUUUCAUUUCAUAUUGGAGAAUGGGAUUCACACACAUUCGACAUUGUUCUAUUUAUUGAUCAUGUUUUUCAAAUUGUAUAUGUUUGUGUUGAGAAUAUGUGCUUAUGUGGAUUUACAAGCAUUGUUCACAAAAAGGUUGACCCUCUCUAUGCACCUCUCCAAGUGAUCCCUUUUGAAACUUUUUCAGUUUCAAGCCGACCUUUAGUAGAUGCAAUUGCCUUUAAUUUCACAAAGGCCUUUCAACAAGAAGGCGUCACAUUGGCCAAUCCUGAAAAAUAUUCUGACUUUGUGGUAUUGGAAAUCAAGAUGGCAUGUCACGAGAUGGUUGAUGGUCUUGAAGGUCAUUUAUAUGCCGAAAAGUUUUAUACAGUUAUUGCCAAAAAGGUCAAUAACAACAACAAUACUAUCUGCAAAGAACAUGAUACAUCUUCACCAUACUCCAUACUAUGGAAGCGUUUCUCUCAAUUUCUCAUUUACAAGGAACAAACAUUUAAGAGGUGGUACGAUCAUGGUGAAUGUGAAGUAUGUGCCAAAUUUAUCGAUCAAGGACGACUACUCCAGUUCAAAGGAGACCACACGGAAGCUCUUUUUAAUUAUUAUGGUUACUAUGAUGAGGCACCGAUUUUCAAAUUCGUUUCACAUUCAUGGAAUAUUGAAUCCAUUUCGUACUCUCCAUGUUUAUUUCCAAGCCAAGAGGAACGCACAAGCAUGUUGAUACUUCCAAAGCAUCUCAUUCUGGAAAGCUCGUCGAAUAUGGAGGAUUUUUGUCGUCCAUCCUUUGAUCGAGCCAUGUACAAGACGACUCAGAUGGAAGUGUUGACCUUUGACGCGAAUUGUAAAUGUGCUCUGAGAUUGAAUGAAGUGUAUCAACGAUAUGAAUUGGUUUUUUAUUAA
This is a messenger RNA of Naegleria fowleri, 1839 nucleotides long. RefSeq lists its product as uncharacterized. The coding region runs from base 1 to 1839 and encodes 612 amino acids. The record is from RefSeq and is a predicted model, not a curated record. The transcript has a single exon. Lineage: Eukaryota; Heterolobosea; Eutetramitea; Acrasida; Naegleriidae. Gene Ontology annotation, molecular function: protein binding.